AUGUACGGCGCGAGCGGAGGCCGUGCCAAAACGGAGAGGAAAAGCGGCGCGAAGGAGGAGGCCGGACCCGGAGGUGCCGGCGGUGGGGGGAACCGAGUGGAGCUGCUGGUCUUCGGCUAUGCCUGCAAGCUGUUCCGGGAUGAUGAGAGGGCCCUGGCCCAGGAACAGGGACAGCACCUCAUCCCCUGGAUGGGGGACCACAAGAUCCUCAUCGACAGAUACGAUGGGCGCGGUCACCUGCAUGACCUUUCUGAGUACGAUGCUGAGUACUCCACGUGGAACCGUGACUACCAGCUCUCUGAAGAGGAGGCACGAAUAGAUGCCGUGUGUGAUGAGGAGAGGUAUUUAGCCUUGCAUACGGACUUGCUUGAGGCGGAGGCGAGGCAAGAGGAAGAAUACAAGCGGUUGAGUGAGGCACUGGCCGAGGACGGGAGCUACAACGCAGUGGGGUUCACUUACGGCAGUGAUUACUACGACCCGUCGGAACCCACAGAGGAGGAGGAGCCUUCCAAACAGAGAGAAAAAAACGAGGCUGAAAACAUAGAGGAAAACGAGGAGCCUUUCGUCGCCCCCGUGGGGUUGAAUGUGCCGCCUGACGUGGAGCUGCCACCAACAGCCAAAAUGCAUGCUAUCAUCGAGCGCACAGCCAAUUUUGUGUGCAAACAGGGAGCACAAUUUGAGAUAAUGCUGAAAGCCAAGCAGGCCCGGAACUCUCAGUUUGACUUUCUACGCUUUGAUCACUACCUCAACCCCUACUACAAAUUCAUCCAGAAAGCCAUGAAAGAGGGGCGCUACACAGUGCUGGCAGAAAACAGAAACGAGGAGAAAAAGAAGUCGGGGGUCAGCUCUGACAACGACGAUGACGAUGAUGAGGAAGACGGGAGUUACUUGCACCCGUCUCUCUUUGCUUCCAAGAAGUGUAACCGCCUGGAGGAGCUGAUGAAGCCCUUGAAGGUGGUGGACCCGGAUCACCCCCUUGCCGCGCUGGUCCGUAAAGCCCAGGCCGACGGUCCCGCCCCCGCGCCCCCCACGGCAGACGGCGCCGCGCAGCCCUCCCAGGUGGAGUACGCCGCUGACUGCAGUGGCAUGUGUGUAUUACACCAGCUACUACACAUGCCUGCCUUUCCUACUGCCCUGACCUCCCCCCCGCCGAGAGAGGAAUGCGACGUGACCACCUACUUUCCUGACCCUGCCCAUGAUGUGUACGUGCCCAGCUCAGCAGGAGUGACGGCCCUUGACCCAGGACCAGCCCCACCCCCCCCAACCACAGCAGAGUCGAGCAGCGGGGUGACCUCCACCAUCACCACAAGUGCACUUGCUCCCGUGGCGGCCAUCAUCCCCCCGCCCCCCGACAUUCAGCCUGUGAUCGACAAGCUGGCGGAGUACGUGGCUCGGAACGGCCUUAAGUUCGAGACCAGCGUUCGUGCUAAGAAUGACCAAAGGUUUGAGUUCCUGCAGCCCUGGCACCAGUAUAACGCCUAUUACGAGUUCAAGAAGCAGUUCUUCCUCCAGAAGGAAGGGGGCGACAGUGCACAGGCUGUGUCAGCACCAGAAGAGGCCCCGGCAGAAUCUGCCCCUGAAAAGCCAAGUGACGCUGGGGAGGACGGUGUGUGCGAAGACUCGGCCGACGCAGGAGGAAGAGGAGGCCCCGGGGGGAAGAAGGAGGCGUCGUCCAGUAAGACGGUCGCAGACGGGAAGCUGGUGAAAGCUUCAUUUGCUCCAAUAAGCUUUGCGAUCAAGGCCAAAGAAAAUGACCUCCUUCCCCUGGAAAAAAACCGUGUUAAGCUAGAUGAUGACAGUGAUGAUGAUGAAGAAGGCAAAGAAGGCCAAGAAAGUUGUAGCGGCACCACAAACACGACCCCGGCAGUCGCCCCGCCCUGUGCGGUUGUUGAGGAGAAGCGGCCCCAGCUAACCCAGGAGGAGCUAGAGGCGAAGCAAGCAAAGCAAAAGCUGGAGGACCGACUGGCGGCCGCUGCCAGGGAGAAGCUGGCCCAGGCGUCCAAGGAAUCGAAGGAGAAGCAGCUUCAAGCGGAACGUAAAAGGAAAGCAGCUUUGUUUUUACAAACCUUAAAAAAUCCCCUGCCAGAAGCAGAAGUCGGAAAAGUUGAGGAAAAUCCUUUCAACGCAGAGGAAUCAGUCCGGAGCCCUCAGGCCUGGCGGGCGGCCUCAGAGCCGGGGUCGGCGAGGAGGGCAGGAGGGGUGGGCUCCUGCAGGCUGUCCUCAGACCGGCCUCGAGUGUGCGGAGGCGAGGGGGUGCCCAGGGGGAUGCCGGGACACGGCCACCUCCGCUCCUCUCCCUGCACCCCCGAGGCGGGCCACCGGGUGUGGGCCCAGGUGCCCCCAGUCCUGGGCUUUGGGGAGCCACGGCCCUGUGGUGACGGGCCCGGGGAGGCCCGGGACGACUUUUUCAUCUUCCCAAACGAAACUGUCCCGUCAACCACUGGCUCCCGGCCCCUGGCGCCCACAUCUCUGCUGUCCGUGUCCAUCAGCCUGGCUGGUCCUGGGGCCCUGUGA
This is a messenger RNA of Puma concolor (puma), 2514 nucleotides long. The record is from RefSeq and is a predicted model, not a curated record. NCBI's taxonomy places the organism in Eukaryota, Metazoa, Chordata, Mammalia, Carnivora, Felidae.